UAUAAGAACCUCAAUAUCCUUGUGGUUUUUUCUGUGCCUAAUUAUAUAUUUCUACUAAUCAAUCAGCCUCUCCAUACACAAAUUAAAACCAAAUAAGGGGAGGAAUAAAAAAAUAAAAAAAGAUCUGAAGAAGUUUAAAACAAAAAAGAUAUGAACGGAAAAGUGCUUGUUUCUGGUGUAUCCAUCAUUCUUGUGGUGGGUGUUGCCAUUGGAGUUGUAGUUGUUGUUAACAAAAAGGAUAGUAGUGAUCCUGAAUUAGCAGCACAUCAAAAAAAUUUGAAAUCCAUUUGUCAAGUAACUGAAAAUCCACAACUUUGUCAUGACACUCUUAACUCUGUUAAACCCGCCAAUUCCUCUGAUCCAACAGCUUAUUUUGCAGCUGCUGUUGCAGCAAGUGCGAAAAGCGUUAUAGGUGCAUUAAAUAUGAGUGAUAGGUUAACAAUUGAACAUGGAGACAAAAAUCCUGGUGUCCAUAUGGCCCUUGAUGAUUGCAAAGAUUUAAUGGAAUUCGCUCUUGAUAGUCUCGAAGCAUCAGCUAAUUUAGUUCGUGAUAACCACAUUCAAGCGAUUCAUGAUCAAAUACCUGACUUUAGGAAUUGGUUGAGUGCUGUUAUCUCCUACCAACAAUCAUGCACGGAAGGGUUUGAUAGCGACACCAAAGGUGAGGACCAGGUGAAGGAACUCUUGAAAACAGAAAGUUUGGACCAAAUGGAAAAACUUACUGGAAUGACACUUGACAUUGUAACUAGUAUGACUCACAUCCUCCAAACUUUCGACUUGAAAAUGGAUUUGAAUCCAGCUUCUCGUCGUCUUUUGGAUGUUAAUGAACUAGAUAACGAAGGAUUGCCCACGUGGUUCUCAAUUUCUGAUCGUAAGUUAUUGUCUAAGACAAACAACGGUGGAAAUCCUCCACCAAACGUGGUUGUUGCUAAAGAUGGUAGUGGUAAAUUUAAAACAGUUAAAGAGGCUAUUGAUUCCUAUCCUAAAGACUUCAAAGAAAGAUACAUUAUAUAUGUUAAGGCUGGUGUCUACGACGAGUAUAUCACUAUUCCCAAAAAGUCAAUAAAUAUUCUUAUGUAUGGCGAUGGUCCUACAAAGACCAUCGUCACCGGUCACAAAAACUUUGUAGAUGGUGUCAAGACGAUGCAAACAGCCACAUUUGCAAAUGUUGCAAAUGGAUUCAUUGCAAAGUCAAUGGCAUUCGAGAACACAGCAGGACCAGAAAAACACCAAGCAGUAGCAUUUAGAAACCAAGGAGACAUGACAGCAUUCUUUGAUUGUGCAAUGCACGGUUACCAAGACACAUUAUACGUUCAAACAAAUCGACAAUUCUACCGCAACUGUGAAAUCUCUGGUACAGUGGACUUCAUAUUUGGUGCAUCUCCAACGUUAAUCCAAAACUCUAAAAUCGUCAUAAGAAAGCCAGGACCUAAUCAAUUCAACACAGUAACAGCGGACGGAACAAAGCAAAGAAGCAUGGCUACAGGAAUUGUACUCCAAAACUGUGAAAUCGUUGCAGAAAGUGCUUUGCAACCGGUUAGAUUUGAAUUCAAAUCAUAUUUGGGUAGGCCAUGGAAAGAAUAUUCUAAGACAGUUGUUAUGGAAUCAAAUAUUGGUGAUUUAAUUCAACCAGAAGGAUGGAGUGUUUGGGAUGGAACUCAAUUUCUUGACACAUUGUAUUAUGCUGAAUAUGCUAAUACUGGACCUGGUGCUGAUGUUUCUAAAAGGGUUAACUGGAAAGGUUAUCACCCUAAUAUUAAUUCUAAUGAAGCUGCACAAUUUACUGCAGGACAAUUCCUUAGAGCUGGACCAACUGGAAAAGCUGAUGAUUGGUUGAAGGCUACUGGUAUUCCUUAUACCAUUGGCUUCACUAAAGCUUAAUUCAGUUUCAACAAAUUCAUUUCAAGGGUUGGGAAUUGGGAAUUCAUUUAUUGUUAGUAGUUACAGGUGUGUACUUUUUAUGUACACACAAGUUUGUUCAGUUAAGUACAUAGAAAAAAUUUACUAGCUUACAUGUGUUGAUUCUACUUUGAAGCUGGUCUCAAUUUCAAGCUAGCUAGCUCAGGUGGAACCCUUUACAUGUGAUUUGUAUGUAUGGGAGAAUUGUAUGUGUACAGCUUAUAUGUUACUUGAAAUUUUUUACUUUAA
Molecule: messenger RNA, 2148 nt
Organism: Cicer arietinum (chickpea)
Lineage: Eukaryota; Viridiplantae; Streptophyta; Magnoliopsida; Fabales; Fabaceae
Product: pectinesterase-like
Biological process (GO): cell wall modification
Molecular function (GO): enzyme inhibitor activity; pectinesterase activity
Source: RefSeq, a predicted model, not a curated record